Amaranthus tricolor (Joseph's coat) is the source of this 845-nucleotide messenger RNA. RefSeq lists its product as uncharacterized. The record is from RefSeq and is a predicted model, not a curated record. The transcript is spliced from 2 exons. NCBI's taxonomy places the organism in Eukaryota, Viridiplantae, Streptophyta, Magnoliopsida, Caryophyllales, Amaranthaceae. Gene Ontology annotation, cellular component: endomembrane system. The coding region runs from base 246 to 557 and encodes 103 amino acids.
CCUUAUUGAGAGUGAAACUAUGUGCCUAUGCAUUGAACUAAGAAAAGGUCAAAAAUCAUACUCCAAAUUAAGUACCAGACUUCUAUUCAAAGCGAAGGACUUUAUCAAGCACGCAAUAACUCUCUCGAUUAUCCCUUUUCUCUAUUACUACACUUUCUUCGAUCUCUACUUCUCACCAAACAACAGUCAAAGAAUCGUUUUACAAUCUUCUAAUUCAGCAGUUUUAAGCUCCAGAAAGAGCAACAAUGGCGUAUGUUGAUCACGCAUUCUCCAUUUCCGAUGAAGAUAUGAUGAUGGACAACUCUUAUGCCGUCAGCAAUAAACCCCCUAUUAAAGAGAUCGCUCUUGCAUUGUCUCUCCUUGUUUUUGGUGUUGUCGGCAUCGUUCUUGGUAUUUUCAUGGCCGCCAAUCAUGUCGGUGGUGAUCGAGCUCAUGGCCUAUUCUUUGCAAUACUAGGGGGGAUUUUGUUCUUACCAGGUUUCUAUUACACAAGAAUAGCUUACUAUGCAUACAAAGGAUACAAGGGUUUCUCUUUCUCUAACAUUCCUCCUGUUUAGAGGUCAGAAAAAUUAGAUAUUAGUACUUUAAAUGAAGUGUUUUUUUGUAUAUACAAGAAGUGGAUAAGUGUAUUAUGAGAAAUGAAAAUGUCACUUUUACUUCGAUCAUUCUGUAUGAUGUUUUGGAGAAUGGUGUGUGUUGCAGUGAUGGUGGUCUAAAUAUUCUUGUUUCGUGCUGUGUAAUCAGUUCAUGUGAAUGUGAAGUUCUAAAUCAGCCCUUUGUGGUGCUGUUGGAAUAUAGAAUUUUGUGUUUUAUUUGCUAUUUGAUUUCAAGUUGGUUGUUUGGAA